Messenger RNA from Bombus impatiens (common eastern bumble bee), 8374 nucleotides. It is a transcript of the gene RhoGAPp190, whose product is annotated as rho GTPase-activating protein 190. The coding region runs from base 805 to 5736 and encodes 1643 amino acids. The record is from RefSeq and is a predicted model, not a curated record. Gene Ontology annotation, molecular function: GTP binding; GTPase activity. The transcript has 24 exons. NCBI's taxonomy places the organism in Eukaryota, Metazoa, Arthropoda, Insecta, Hymenoptera, Apidae. Gene Ontology annotation, biological process: signal transduction.
AAACAUUAAUCGCCUUGUGCCCACCCACCAAGAUGGCUCCUUUAUGGGGCAAUACUCGAUGUUUGACGUGAAGUUAUUUACACACCUGGAAUUAAACGUUCAUUGAGACAAGUUGUAGAUGCCUUUCGGUGCACCGUGUACGUGAAACAGAUCAAAAAAGAGUGCGUGCUCUAUAGCAGUGAAGGAUCGAUCGAGUUUCUGGAGAAAAUAAUUAUACGGGACGGCCGGUUGGUCUAAUACAUAGUUCUCUUGCCGAACAAAAAUCUGUACAGAUACACAGUGCCAUUCCAAAGAACCAUUGCUCACAGCUGUGCUAAAUUAUGAAUGUUAUGCUUUACAGAAAAAGAUAAAGUGUAAAGAUUUUUAAAGAUCUGUAUUACUAAUUUCUAAUGAUGUUAGUUUAUCAUUCAUGAAGCUACGAUAAUAACAAUUACAUUAACAAAGCUCAAAUGAAAUUUUGGCAAACAACAUUUGUUCAUAAUUAUUCAUAUGUAAAUUUGCAUGUCAUACAAAAAUUUGAAGCAUGAUAUAUGAAUGUUGUAAACGAAUGGGAAAGAUAAAAUAAAAGAGCAUUUUAUUGAAAAUGUUACCAAAGGGAGGUAAUGCUGAUUUUCAUAUAAAUUUUUAGACUUGAUACAAUGACCAAAGGGAGAAAUGCUGAUGUUUAAUAACUGCAAAGAUAAAUGAAUAAGAAGAACUAUUAAUAGUGGUACUUAAAAAUGUCCUGAGUAAAGUUUGAUGAAGAAAAGAUUUUUAUUUUCACACUUAAUUAUAUAAGUGAUCUAAUCAAGUUAAGCUUUAAAAAUGGCAAGAAAAAGUGAUAAUAUCAAAACCAUCAAUGUUGCUGUUGUUGGUCUUUCUGGCACUGAGAAAGAUAAAGGACAAGUUGGUGUUGGAAAGUCAUGUCUGUGUAAUCGUUUUAUGCGUUCUUUGAAUGAUGAUUAUAAUGUGGACCAUAUAUCAGUGUUAUCACAGUCAGAUUUUAGUGGUCGGGUGGUGAAUAAUGAUCAUUUCCUAUAUUGGGGUGAAGUUACAAAAACAGCAGAGGAUGGGACAGAGUAUCAAUUUCAAGUGAUAGAACAUACAGAGUUUAUAGAUGAUGCAUCAUUUCAGCCUUUUAAGGGUGGUAAAAUGGAACCUUAUGCAAAACGAUGUGCAGCCACCAAAAUUACUAGUGCAGAAAAGCUUAUGUAUAUUUGCAAAAAUCAAUUAGGUAUAGAAAAAGAAUAUGAACAAAAAGUUUUACCAGAUGGUAAAUUAAAUAUUGAUGGCUUUUUGUGUGUAUUUGAUGUAAGCGUUGUACCAAAUAGAUCUAUAGAAAAACAGAUUGAAAUAGUAGCAAAUAUAUUGAACAGUUUAAUGAAAACUAAAAAACCAAUAGUUUUGGUAACAACUAAAAAUGAUGAUGCUAAUGAACAAUAUGUAAAAGAAGCUGAAAAAUUAAUAAUGCGUAAAGAAUAUAAAGGUUCCAUUUUAAUAGUUGAAACAUCUGCACAUGAAAAUAUCAAUAUUGAUUUGGCAUUUAUGAUUUUGGCCCAAUUGAUUGAUAAAACUAAAAUGCGAAGUAAGCUAACACCAUUUGCGGAAGCAGCUAGAGCUAGAAAAGAAUUAUUGGAUGCAUCUACAGAAUCUUUACAAAGAUUGAUUCGAAUACAUGUUACCGACUAUAGAGCAUUGUGGUCUCAAGCAUCCAAAAAACUAGCCCAACAUAAAGAAUUUUCAACAUUUGUAGAAUUAUUUGGUAUUGAUGCAACCCAAAGAUUAUUUAGGAGACAUAUUAAGAAAUUGAAAGAUGAACAAGUGGCAAAGAAGAUUCAAGGAUAUUUAGAUAUGCUACCUGAAAUUCUUCAUGAAAUAUGUCCUGAUAUAACAAAUUUGAUUAAUGAAGAGUGGUCUGCAGUACAACAGUAUAUAAAAGAACAUCCCGAUUUUCAUCAAUAUUUUUAUGAAUGUCCCGAGGAUAUCCCGUGGAUUGAUUGUGAUUUUGGUGAAAACAAUGGAACAAAGAUUCCUUAUGAUGUUUUGGAAACACCAGAAGCAGAAACUGUUUUCAAAAAUCAUAUAAAUAUAUUGCAACAAGAACAGCGGCGAUUAGAACUUCCUAAAAGAUGGAAAAAACAGUUUAAGCAAUUAUUGGAAGAAACUGGCUAUGUUACACCAGGAAAGCAUUUGUCUGAAGUUAGAGUUCUUUUUAUGGGCAGAGAAUGCUUUGAAGCUCUUUCUCACCAUGAUUGUCAAGAAAUAUAUGAUCAACAUCAAAAGGAGAUUAUUGAGAAAGCAAAACAUAAUUUUCAAGAACUACUACUAGAACAUGCUGAUUUGUUUUAUCAUUUUAAAAGUAUAGCACCAUCUGGUACUAUAACACAAGAUGAUAUUAAAGAAAUAACAGAUGCAUUGGUGGAUGAUUUUAGGUAUAAGGCUUUAGAUAGGCUAGAUCAAGAUAGAAAAUUAAUGCUUUUUCAACAUUUGGGUUUUGUACAUUGUCCCAUAAGGGAACAUUGUCCAGCUUAUCCAAAUUGCAUGGAUGCACUUAUAGAACGUAUACUUGGAACAAAAGCUCACAGACCUUCUUCAUGGAAUCACAGUAGCCAAUGGCAAUUAACAUCUGAUAAUAAUCAAUUAAAUUUAGUCAUACUUGGAAGCAGUGGACUUGGCGAAGAAUUCGCUCGUGAAAUAAGAGCACAAACGGAGGACGACGAAGUAGAAAUUGAUUGUCAGUUAUAUACACUUGGAUAUCGAAUAAUCGAUGGUGACGUCGGACUACCACACAAUUCAUUUACUACUUCUGACUUUAUGCCUCAUGGUUCAUUCUGUAUUUACGCAGACGAUUAUUCAUUUGAAUAUAUUCGUUCUUCUUUAGAGAAAACUUUAUUGUCGAAUUUAGAACAAGAAGAUAGGUUACCAUUUCAAGGAUUACCUAUUGUUAUUAUGUUUGUGCCAGAAUCAACUAUAGACGAAUUAGAAGCAAUAAGACUUAGGAAAGAGGGUCAAAAUCUUGCUGAUAGUCUACAGUGUCCAUUUAUCGAUGUCUGCAUAGAGGAUUUAGAGCAAGACAAAAGGUUCCCUGCUCCGCUUGUGAAAGAUGCAUUGCAGCAACUUAUACAAUCUAUAAAUCACAGAGCUGGUUUUUUAAAUAUUUACCAAAGUGUUAUUGAAUGUUUGGAACCGGAUAUUAGAAUAAUAAUGUGUAUGUUUUGUGGGGAUCCGUAUUCUGUCGAGAACGUACUCGGUCCUUUACUUAAUCAUCAAUGUUGUUUCCUUAGUGGCGAUCGAUCGAUUGUUUUAGAAACAUUUCUAGGAGAAUCGAAACGAAGAGUUGAAGUUAUUAUUUCUAGUUUCCAUGGAGCAAAUGCAUUUAGGGACGAAUUAGUACAUGGUUUCAUAUUGGUUUAUUCUACAAAAAGGAAAGCAUCACUUGCAACCCUUAAUGCAUUUUCUAUGAAUAUACCAAACUUACCGAUACAAAUAAUGGCUGUGACCGAUACUGGAGGUGCUAAUGCUUUCUUCAGUAAUGAUUUAAGUCAUUUACUUAUCACGGAAGGAAAUGCAAUUGCGGAUAAAUUGCAAGCGCAUUUUAUGACCUCAGCAUCCAGUUGCCAACAAAAGACGGCAUUUUAUACCCCAUUCUUCAAAGAGGUAUGGGAGAAAAAACCUGAAAUUGAACAAGCAUUUAAUAUGGAAGAGCCAGGUAAUCUGAAUGAUAGUGGCGAAGGAACUCUGGAAUACUCUGCAUUACAUCCUAUGCCGCCGCCACGACAUGAAAGUUAUCACCUUCAAACACCAGAUGAUGGUAUGUCUGUAACUUUCAGAAGUGGUUCCGAAUCGUACGAGCAAUUAACUCCUGAUGGUGAUCUUGGAGACACGGGAUUAAAUGAACAGUUUGCAGACAAUAGAGCUACGCCUAGUGACGACAGUGAUAUUUAUAGCCAAGUAGAUUUUUAUAGGGAAGAAAGAGAGAGAGAUCUGUUAAAACCAGGAGACAUUACAAACAAAUUAUCCGGUUGGGUGAAAGAUACAUUUAUGCAUCAAGAUGGAGUAACUAAUAGUUACUCCCAUAGAGCUUUCACAACAGGCAGGCGUCAUAUUUCCCAGGCAAAACCGCGACCGAAAGGAAAUAGCCAAACUUUAAAACAACCUGGUAAAAUAAAUUUAAAAGAUUUUUCAAAUGUGACAGAUGCCAUAGCUAGAAUGACAGUAGGUGAAAAGGAUGAACACGGUCCGAAGAUAACUAUGGGUCAUGCUCCUCUUGCUACACCUGAAUUGGUAGAUUUAGGUUCUGAAUAUGCCCAAGUUAAAGACGUUGUACCAAGCCUAUAUCCUUCUUACGAUGGCGAUUAUAUGUAUGCUUCAGUACAAGAUUCUAUCGGAAAUAAUAAACCUAAGUUACGUCACAGACGCGAGAAAGGACAACCCUCAUACAGUGAUUCUGAUUCUGAAUGGAGUUCUUUGGAGAGACAGAGGGUUGCUGAUGUCUUAGGUAAAGUAAACAAAAAACCACCAUCGCACAAAAGGAUACGAAAAAAACGUACGGCUAUACCUGUCGCUGCACCUAAAGUCCCAUCAUUGGCUAGCAUGGGAAGUGGGGAUGGUAUUGUUGGUCUGAAUUAUAAUGUUAAAGAGGAUAAAAGUUGGCGAGUAAAUCCUACAGAAAGAGUGUCUAGUGAAACACCAGAUUCUUCCGAAUCUAGUGAUCCGGACCACUCGAGAUCGAGAGCAAAACAAUAUAAACACGCUGCUGCUAGUCUACGAAAAAGAUUUGGAAAUUCAUUGCCACAACAUCUACCUACAUCAUUACAACAUCCCUACAAUGUAAAACAUAUGACUCAAGAAAUGUUUAGUGCUUCCUAUGAUGAAUCCAGUUUAGAUGUUUCGUCUCCACGAGAAAUUAAUUCUCCCAGUGUCAAAGAUGGCGAUAAAUUAAACAGAAAGAAGGAUAAACAAAAAGCGAAAGAAGAUGAGAAGCUAGAGAAACGUCGUCAAAAAGAGGAGAAGCUUAAAAAACACGCGGAGAAGGAAAAAGAAAGGGAGAAAAAGAAGCAAGAAAAAAUAAAACAAACUAAAGGCCCUAGUUCAGCAUUAAGUAUGAAUCAACAACCGCUAAUCGAAGACUUUGCACAAAGUGAAACAAAUCGAAUACCUCUGUUUCUCGAAAAAUGUGUGCAAUUUAUUGAAGAUGAAGGAUUAGAUUCUGAAGGGAUAUAUAGGGUUCCUGGAAAUAGAGCACACGUUGAACUUCUCUUUCAAAAGUUUGAAGAAGAUGGAAACGUGGACAUACAUUCAUUGGACAUACCUGUAAAUGCUGUUGCGACUGCUUUAAAAGACUUUUUUUCAAAAAGGCUACCACCAUUGAUUGACAAAGAACGAAUGAGCGAACUCGAGGACAUUUCGGGUGCCCGUGGUAUUAGCAAACCGAUGUCCGCAACAUGUAUGAAUAUGGAAGAUCGAAGCUGCAGACUAUUGGCACUACGUUUGAUGCUCAACAAAUUGAAUCCAAUUAAUUUUGAUGUACUUAAAUUUAUCUUUCAUCAUUUUGUAAAAGUGGCUGAAAAUUGUAAGCUGAACAGUAUGGACAGUAAAAAUUUGGCAAUCUGCUGGUGGCCUACUUUAUUGCCUAUAGAAUUUAACGAUCUUGGCAGAUUUGAAGCAAUGAGACCAUACUUAGAAGAUGUUGUUCAGACGAUGAUAGAUCAAUAUCCUUUCCUCUUUUGUGGUGAAGAAGCUAUCGUAAUGGUGUAGUGAAAGACUACAUUAUUUCGAAUCGUACAGUUAGGGCUUGUACGAGUAAUGUGAAAUAAUUACACUUCAAUACGAUGUGUAUUAUUUCCGUUUAGUCCUUAUGAUUACGAAUAAUGAUUGGUCUUGUUAUGUUUAUAUACCGUGACUUGAUCGUAGUGCAUUUGAGCUACGACUAGGAUAAUUCUUGUAACGUGAAAAAGACCGAACAAAUUAAUUUAAGUUUACAUACUCGUUUCAUUGCGAAGUGUGACUGACGGAGUGAUAGAUUAAUGGCCCUAAUGAUGGCUGUUUGCAGGCCCGAUAAUAAUGCGAAUAAUAAAAAGUCAAUCUGCGUGUCAUAACAGUAUGCAUGUAUCAUGUUGGAUGUAUUCAGAGCGAUGUAUUUAUUAACAUAUAUUUAGGUGUAAGUCUCGAUAUUUGAUAAUAGCGAAUACUCGUAGUAAGCUCGAUGUUGCUUUUUUAUCUGAUCUUCUUGUUUUCCUUUACCUUCUGUUUUUAUGUUCUUCUAUAAAUAAAAGAUCUGUUUAUUGUAUGCAACGUGUAUGCGUGUGUGUGAGAGAAAGAGAAAGAGGGUGAAGGAGGGAGGGAAAGAUAAAAAGCGAGAGAAAGAGAAAUGGCGCAAUCUUAUAAAAAAAUAUUCAUAUUCUAAAACGUGUUAAAGACAUUACUAUAAAAUGUACGAGGUAUACAAAUUUUCUCUAAUACAUGCGCGUUUUUAUAUAGCAACGAUAUCAAAACAUCAAAAUAUCUCUAUGAAAAAUUUAAUUUUUCGGUUAAUCGAUUAUCGUUUUUAGUCUGGAAGGCAUUUUUAAUUUGCAUUUAAUCAGUGUAAAUCUCUUUCUCGAACCAGUAUUUCAGAAUAUUUAGUUUGAUUUAAUAGAGCUAUUUAAGCUCAUUGGUGAUACAAUGCAUAAUAUAUCCAUUCCGUCUGAAUGAAAAACAAAAACGAACAAAAAAAAAAAAAGAGGAAAAGAUGAAGGAAAUGAAAAGCGUUACAUGUAUUUGCGAUUUUUUCAAGAUGUGCAGCGAAUAAGCGUUUAUAUCAAGAAGAUUGUAAGGAUAUUGAUAUGGUUCUAAUUAUUAAGGUAAAUCUUGAAGAUUUCCGGAUUUGUAACAGAUCACGGGAAUACUAAAUGCUAAGAACUUUACCUAAAAUCUCACAGACAUUUUUUCAAGUUUCAUAAAGCGAAUAAUUGUACAUAAGAUUAUAAGAUUGUAAGCUACGAAAAGUUUAUAACGAGAAUUACGAGGAUCGACUAUCGAUCGAUACUUUCGAGAUUAUUCAAUGGUCGCCAUGACGUUUACACAAAUCGCUUUUAUCUUUUUUUACGCGAUGCAUGUUAUAUUUGAUAAAAAUAAUUAAAUAAUAGACGAAGGUUCGUGUUUUUAAUCGCAUAUUGUAUUUGUGUAUCAGCUUUCGUCUGUAUUUACAAAAGGUACUUAUCAACGUUACAUUUUAUUUUUCGAACAGCUUUAGAAUACUACGGUCGCAGGAUAUGUAACCGAUCGUCAAACUGUUCAACCAUUUUGCUCUUGUACCUGCUGCGUUAUCCCGAAAUACAAUUCUCUUUUGGUAAAAACCAUUAUUCUAAAUUCAUACACAUAUGAUAACUUUUAUGUGUUCCCAUGGAUAAAGGUUCUGACGAUCGUCGUUACUGUUCUGAAGAUGAGAUGAAAUUCGAUAAAACGAACGCAUCAACGGAUCAAACGACUGAGCCAUUAGAACUGUGAUGUAGUUACUUGUUUUUAAUAAUGUAUAAUAGUAACUAUCGAGAAAGGCAAAAGGAUUGUUCAAUGACGCUUAACGUAAUAGAUGCGAUCUUUGUUGAAACGAAGCUAUUGUUUUACGAUCAGUGUAUAUUAGCAUUAAUUGAUUUUCCAGCGUGCAAAACAUCUUCGUCUAUUAAUGCGGAAUGUGGUCCGAUUCGAAAUCUUUUCGAAUAAUGAUGAAUUCACACGUAGGUGUGCCAUACCAUGUGUAGUUGUCACGAUCAUAAUGUAACCAUACAUCAUUUGAGGAUGAAAUGUUCGGAAGCAAGAAUCGUCAAGCAAGAAAAAAGAAAAGAAAGAAAAGAAAAGUAGGAUCAAGGAAGUCAAUCGACGAUUGAUCGACAAUGGAGCUAUUGUGAGCAAGUUUGUUUCUUUUUUUAUUUUAUUCGAUAAUCCGAACUAUAACAAGAAACAUUCCCGCGAGUAACGAUUGAAGUUACUUCCGGUUUUGUCGAGCGCGAAUUCGACGAGGUUCAUGUUCCUUUGACGAUGAAUAUAUUGCAGGUAAAUGAAUCGAGGAAAAGAAAAGAAAGGAAAAGAAAGAAACCAUUUCGAUAAGGUUGUUCGAUCUCGACGAGUUCGUUCUCGAUAAAUUUUGUCGUAUUUAUAAGAAAAUCGUUGUAACGAUAUUUCGAUGAUUUAACCAGCGCCGCGAGGGCGCUUAGCGACAAACAACGGAUCGUACAUUCCCGUAUUAGUCGUAAAAUGAAACAAACAAAACAGAAUUUUAUACAUUCGUACGUACAUAAUUGUAUAAUGUUAUUAAUAGGAACAGAGACGUCGAUGUUACGUGUGAGAUCUGGGAUAUGGAUCAAAUGCUAUCUCAAAUAAUAAUGACAUGAUUUCUGUCAUUGUCGCUGAAUUUAAA